UAUCCCUUCUCUAGUUCCACACUGUUUCUGUUUCUUCUUCGGUUAGGAGAAGAAUACUCGAGAAAUUAGUGCGUGAAGCGGGAAUUGUCAUAAAAUGAUAGGAAGCAGAUCAAUGAUGCUGCUGUUAUCAGUAGGAAUUUUAGCAUGUUUGGGUGCUUUUAUGGUAGUGGAAGCAGAGGAUCCAUACAUAUAUCUCACCUGGGUUGUUACCUAUGGUACCAUUGCGCCUCUUGGCAAACCUCAACAGGGUAUUCUCAUCAACGGACUGUUCCCUGGUCCAAGACUUGACUGUACCACUAAUAAUAAUGUUAUCAUUAAUGUGAUUAACAAGAUAGAUCAACCAUUCCUCCUUACAUGGAAUGGGAUCAAGAACAGGAAGUCUUCGUGGCAAGAUGGAACCCUUGGAACUAAUUGUCCAAUCCCGCCAGGCCGUAGCUUCACAUACCAUGUUCAAGUUAAAGAUCAAAUCGGAACAUUCAUGUAUUUCCCUUCCACACAAAUGCACAAAGCAUCCGGUGGAUUCGGAGGAAUUAAUAUAUAUAGUCGUGCCAGAAUCCCUGUCCCGUAUGCAAAACCAUCUGGUGAUUUUCAUUUGCUUCUUGGUGACUGGUACAAGGCUGGCCAUAAGACAUUGCAGAGAACUUUGGAUUCAGGCAGAAAGCUUGCUUUUCCUGAUGGCUUACUGAUCAACGGGAAAAAUAAAGGAAUUAAGUUUACAGGAGAUCCAGGGAAAACCUAUAUGAUUAGAUUAUCAAAUGUUGGUUUGUCAACUUCAAUCAACUUUAGGAUUCAAGGUCAUAAAAUGAAGUUGGUUGAAAUGGGAGGGUCUCAUACAAUUCAAACCACGUAUGAUUCUCUCGAUAUCCAUGUCGGUCAAUCACUCGCGGUUCUUGUUACGUUAAAUCAGCAAGCUAGAGAUUACUUUAUCGUUGCUUCUUCACGAUUCACCUCCAAUGUUCUCACUUCUACAGGAUACUUAAGGUAUUCGAACUCCAACGUUAGAGCUUCAGGUGCUUUGCCAGCUGGUCCUAGAGCUACAGAUGUUACCUGGUCUGUUAAACAAGCUCGAAGUUUCAGAUCCAAUUUGACAGCGAGUGCAGCGAGACCUAACCCUCAAGGGACGUACCAUUAUGGUACCAAAAAGAUAGCGAAAACGAUUCAGUUAUCGAACUCAGAAGCUAAAAUUAAUGGAAGACUACGGUAUGCUAUUAACGGGAUGUCUUAUGUAAACCCAUCAACUCCACUGAAGUUAGCAGAUUGGUUCAACAUUCCUGGAGUAUUCAACUUACAAACUUUCAACAAAAGAAGAGCUACUGCUCCUGCUAGAUUGGCAACUCCUGUUAUUGGAGCUUUGCUUCAUGACUUCGUCGAAAUCAUCUUUAGUAACACCGAAAACACCAUUCAAUCUUGGUACCUUGCUGGAAACGACUUCUGGGUAGUCGGGUAUGGACCUUUGAAGUGGACACCAGCACAAAGGAAACACUACAAUUUAGUGGAUGCUCCAUUGAGUUACACAAUUCAGGUGUACCCAAAGUCGUGGACUGCAAUAUUAUUGCCAUUAGACAACAAGGGAAUGUGGAAUUUAAGGUCUCAAAUCUGGCCAAGACGGUAUUUAGGACAGGAAUUGUAUGUUAAAGUAUGGAACAAUCAGAGGAGUCUAUACACUGAGUAUGAUAUUCCUAAAAACGCACUUCUAUGUGGAAAAGCCAGAGGUAAACAUGUCUAGUUUUGUCCGUGUUACUUGUAAUACUGCUGGUAUUACUCUUUCUAUUCCAAGUAAGCUAAUUACCUCUAUUAGUUACUAUUUUUCUACCAAUUAGUAUCAUCUACUACCACAAAUAUUGUAAGUGGUCAAUUUUUUCAUUUUAUUUUUUAUUUUUAGUGGUCACAAUAGUAUGACCUGUUAAUAGUGCAUGAAGGAAGCCCGAGUUGUUGUUUUUGUAUCACUCUGUUAGCCUGUUUCAAAGUGUAUCUCUAUUAAUCACAUAAAAAUUCAGCCUUUUCUUCCA
Messenger RNA from Papaver somniferum (opium poppy), 2009 nucleotides. RefSeq names its product L-ascorbate oxidase homolog. Gene Ontology annotation, molecular function: copper ion binding; oxidoreductase activity. Bases 95 to 1726 code for a protein of 543 amino acids. Lineage: Eukaryota; Viridiplantae; Streptophyta; Magnoliopsida; Ranunculales; Papaveraceae. The record is from RefSeq and is a predicted model, not a curated record. The transcript has 6 exons.